AUGGACACAGCUACCCUAUCCCACACCCUCGACCUCUGGUUUGACCGUUAUCAUGCUGACUCUCUUCGCUACAGCUCUAGCAACGCAACUCAGCAACAAAUCCCGCAAGCUUCGGCAUCCCAGAGCACUGGACCAGUCCUACCCCCACCAACAGCCCCAUUCUACUCCUCGAAUCAGUCAUCGCCGCACAAUCUUCCUGCCAUCGCCGGCUUGACUCAAGCCACGCAGGCUUCGCCCAGCCAGAGCGCGCAAAGGCCACCCUCAUCGAAUCAAGAGUCGGCUUCCGGGCCUCAACCCCAUCAGAAUGCUAUGCAAGGACCUGGAUACUCGUUGCCAGGCAUAUCGCAGACCUUGCAACAACCGCAUUUGCAUGCACAGAAUCAGGCAAGUCUUGAUCGCGACAGGGAGAUGCGAGACCGAGACAACAGAGAACGAGAGAUUAUGGAAGCUCAAGAAGAAGCAGCAAGGCGUGAAGCUGAGCAUAGAGAACGCGAAAUGCGAGAACGACAGCAGCAACAUGAAGCUGCCAUACAAAGCCACUCAGAAACGAUGCAGAUCCAUCAGCCCGUAGCUGUAGCUCCAGCAGUACGAACCAUACAUGGACCAAAUGGAUUGCUCGGAAAUUCUGCAACCUUGAGCGGGACCAACGCCCUCUCGGCGUCGAUCGGCGCGCCGAAUGGCCCAGGAAACAUUUUCGGGGGUGGUGCUGUUCAGCAGGGUGAUGCUACUCCGCGAAUGCAGCCCGCUGUUCAACCACAAGCCCAGAGUUCAAUGCUGAUGCCAUUCGGGGGUCCCGGGAUGCCCGGGCAGCUGGGUAUGGUCCAAGGACAACAACCGAUUCUCAACGAUGCGCUUAGCUAUCUCGACCAAGUCAAGGUUCAGUUUGCAGAUCAUCCCGACGUUUAUAACAAGUUCCUCGAUAUCAUGAAAGAUUUCAAGAGCGGAGCCAUUGAUACUCCGGGCGUUAUUGAGCGAGUUUCAACUCUCUUUGCCGGCAAUCCGAAUUUGAUUCAAGGCUUCAAUACGUUUCUCCCUCCCGGAUACAAGAUCGAAUGUGGCACCGGCGGCGAUCCCAACGCUAUCAGGGUCACAACUCCCAUGGGGACCACGGUAUCUUCGAUGCCCGUGCCGCGCCCGCUGUCAGCCCCUCGCAGUGCAGCUGUGAAUGGGAACGGGAAUAACCCUGGAGAAAGCCCAUACUAUGACUCGGCGUCUCGUGGCGCAAGUGGUAAUUGGCAGCAAGCCCGGGCACAAGAUCCUCAGGAAGCCAUGUUCAGCCCGAAUAACCGAAAUCUUGGUCAUUCACUUUUUGGUGGUCAACAAGGCCAGCACGCCCAGGCACCUCUGUCUCCGGAGGCUAUUGCCCAGCGUAAUCACCAAGAUGCAGCAUCUACUGCGGCGGCCAUGGCUCACCAGCAAGAGCAGCGAGGAGUUUCGCAGCUUCAGAGUGCCGUGUCUGCAGCAGCAACAGGUCGGUCGCUGUUGUCUCCCAGCGGUGAAUCGGCUAUACCGCUCCCUAUCCAAGGCAUGAACGGAGCGAGCCAAGUCGUUCAGUCGGUCAGUGUCGGGCCAGGAGGAGAGAAGCGAGGCCCAGUGGAGUUCAACCAUGCCAUAAGUUAUGUCAACAAGAUUAAAAACCGGUUUGCCUCUCAGCCAGACAUCUACAAGCAGUUCCUUGAGAUUCUGCAGACGUAUCAGCGGGAAUCCAAACCUAUCCAAGACGUAUAUGCUCAGGUCACGAGCCUAUUCAACUCCGCGCCGGACCUACUAGAAGACUUCAAACAGUUUCUCCCUGAAUCCGCCGCGCAACAUCGAGCAGCUCAGCAGCAGGCCGCCGCACGCCACGCUGAAGACGCCGUCAUGCUCAGCAACGUUAGAGGCGAGGCGGGAUACCAAGCAGGCUCUGCGCACUCGCACCAGACGCCCCGGGCAGAUGCUUCGAGGCUUCCGCCUAUGGGUAACUUUGCCCCGACUCCAACCGCGAACAGAGACAACAAGCGCAAGCGCGGCGAGAGACCCGCUGGAGAUGGACGAUCCGCCGGUAUUGUUAAUUCCAUCGCUCCGGAGCAAGGAAGUGGAGGUGCCAGGGCUGGAUACGGCCAAGCAAACAUUGCAAAGGAGUCCGCAGAACGCUUCACCCCCAUUCCCAAUGCUGUCAACGAACUCCCGAUCCCGCCUCUCGGGCUGUCCGGGAGUGGCAAACGACGGGCUUCGCCCAACAGCCUGCCACGGCUAGAACAACAAGUGGCUAACACAUCUCCUACAAAGCGCGCGAAGACCGCCCAUACUGCAAAGCAGCCCAUGAUCCCCGACGGCCCCGCGGUGUCUCCAACCUUGACACCGGCCCUCCCCGAACCCAUCAAGCCCGUCACGACGACAGUCGCCACCGGCGAAGAGCUAGCCUUCUUCGACCGAGCCAAGAAAUUCAUCGGCAACAAGAACACGAUGAACGAGUUCCUCAAGCUCUGCAAUCUCUUCUCUCAGGACCUGAUCGACAAGAAUCUGCUCUAUGCACGUGCACAGAGCUUCAUUGGUGGCAAUCCAGACUUGCUCGAAUGGUUUAGACAAUUCUUAAGUAUCGAGAAGGAGGAGACAGUGAUCAAGACCAAGGCCAGGACCGUGACUUCCAGGGUUUCCUUGUCGAACUGCCGUGGUCUGGGUCCAAGCUACCGCCUUCUGCCGAAGCGGGAGCGUGAACGAGUUUGCAGUGGUCGCGACCAGCUCUGCCAAGCCGUCUUGAACGAUGAAUGGGCUUCUCACCCAACUUGGGCUUCCGAAGACUCGGGCUUCGUCGCUCAUCGCAAGAACCAAUACGAAGAAGGGCUUCAUCGCAUCGAAGAAGAGCGCCACGAUUAUGACCACAACAUUGAAGCCUGCAUUAGGACCAUCCAACAACUCGAACCUAUCGCGACACAACUUCUCCAGAGCUCCGCCGAUGAGCGAUUGACCUUUGUGCUGCCUCCGGGCCUCGGUGGCCAGAGCGAGUCCAUCUACAAAAGGGUCAUUCGGAAGAUCUAUGGCCGCGACAAAGGAAACCAGGUUAUCAUCGAGCUGUUUGCCCAGCCUUACAAUGUCAUUCCCGUUCUUUUGAGCCGGCUCAAGCAGAAGCUAGAAGAAUGGAAAGCCGCCCAGCGAGAAUGGGAGAAGGUCUGGCGUGAACAGACUCAGAAAAUAUUCUGGAAGUCGCUCGAUCAUCAAAGCCUGGGUGCCAAACAGGCUGACAAGCGCCAAUUUCAACUCAAGACCUUACAGAAUGAGAUCCAAGUCAAGUAUGAGGAGCAACGCCGCCAACUCGAGUUCAAUGAGAUCAAGACCACGCCGUACCAAUUUGCCUACUCAUUCAAGGAUGAGGAUGUUCUAUUCGACACUGCUCGUCUGAUCAUCUGCUACAUCGAUCAUGCCUCUCACACAGGAUCAGACUCUGGCAGCAUCACGAAGUUCAUCAAGGAAUUUGUCCCUCUCUUCUUCGGUAUCGAUCCUACUCGCUUCGAACAAGGCAUCCACACCUCUACCAAUGGUUCGCCUAGGAAUGAGUCUGGUGAGGAAGAGACUAUGAGCGCCGAUGACGGCUCAUCGCAGAAAGGCCACAAAUCGAAGAAACAGAAUCUUCUUCGUGGCGUUCUUGAUCGUGGCCGCGGCAAGUCGGCUCGUAAAGACAAGGAUGAUAGUGCUGCGUCCGAGAGCCGCGAUAGUACUCCCGAUCACGCUUCUGCUGCUGAAGAAGAGUUCACCGCGGUCGCUAGCGGAUCCGCUGCCGCUUCCAAGGACGCCUCCGGCGCUCACCGCUGGGCAACAUACGCAACUAGAGACGAAUAUGGCGGCAGCGAUGACCUGAAGCCGGAUGAGCCAUACGUUCGAGACAACUACAACAUGUAUUGCAAUCUGACCAUCUACUGUUUCUUCCGGAUGUUUGUUAUUCUGUACGAGCGUCUCUCCGCCCUCAAACAGACCGAACCGCAAGUACGGGAGACUGUCGCACGGGCCAAGCAAUACAAGCCAGCAACAGAGCUCAAGAUGAUCGAUAAAUAUCCUGAAGACUUCUUCGGCGACACAUCGGAUACCGCCAACUACUACGAGCAGAUGUUGACCAUCUUCGAGGAUCAGAUCAAGGGCGAGGUCGACGCUGGCGUAGUGGAGGAGACAUUACGCCGUUACUACCUUCAGAGUGGAUGGCAACUAUACUCCAUAGAUAGACUGCUCAGUUCCUUAAUCCGGUUUGCGGCAGGGAUCUUCCCCAGCGAAAACAAGGACAAGACCGGAGAAGUCUACCAGGCUUUCAAGAAAGAUCGUCCUUUCCGUGAGACUACCCACCGAGACGAGAUCAGUUACCGAAGGAUAGUGGAGAAGAAUAUCAAGGACGGUGACGUGUAUAAGAUCAACUACGACACCACAAAACAGGUCGCAUCCGUGAACAUUCUCAAGAAGGACGACGACACUUAUGCUGUCAGCACCCUGGAUAAGAUCAAGGCAUGGCGCUACUACAUCGCCUCAUACACCUUAUCAGAUCCUACUGAGAAUGUCGCCCAUGACAAGGUCCACCUCCCGUACCUGAAACGAUCCAUAGGCAAAGUCGACCUUGAUAUCGACGAACCCGGUGACCGUAUCGAUAGCGUUCGAAGCGAAGAGAAGAAGGCCUUCAAGAUCAUGCCUGAUAGGACUUACACUAUGAAGUACUUGAACUCCAGUGGCCCUUACGAGGGUGUGGAUUUCCUAGUCCAGAAAGAUGCUGUCAGGUCCGGGUUCCGAGAAGGCGAAGCAGAGAUGUCCCGCAAGACGGCUAGUAGGAACGAUUCCGCCUCGGAGAGACUCUUGAUGAACACUACCUGGAUGAAGAACGUGUCGCGCGAGGACGUCGAUGCUCGCAAAGACCUAUUCAGGAAGGAGACGGACGACAAUCCAAGCAACGUGAACGGCACGGUUGACAGCGAUGAGACUAUGGCAGAUGCGUGAUUGGCAAGCGUGGUAUACCAGCAUGAACUCUCCGUCGGAUAAGCACAUAUCACUCUUUCCUACUAUAUGGGCGUUCCUACGGAUACAUAGCUGGACAGAUGGGCUUUGCAUUGGAUGCGUCGAGUCUGACAUUUGGCUGUUGCAUAGCCUCCUUCUCUGGCUCUUUUCUUUUCGGUUGUCUAUUUUGAUGUUUAUUUUUGCGAUGCUACUCUAAGGAUAGCGAAUAAGGCAGCUUUUGGUGGUGGCUGUCUCCUACUUCUUUUGUUUUGCGAUGAUAAGUUGCUUUUACUGGCGCUACUGGAUGUAGUGUAGGCUGGGCUCUCACCUUAGUUAUGAAUCUUCUUUGACAUUAG
This is a messenger RNA of Mytilinidion resinicola, 5303 nucleotides long. RefSeq lists its product as uncharacterized. Bases 1 to 4950 code for a protein of 1649 amino acids. Lineage: Eukaryota; Fungi; Ascomycota; Dothideomycetes; Mytilinidiales; Mytilinidiaceae. The record is from RefSeq and is a predicted model, not a curated record. The transcript has 8 exons. Gene Ontology annotation, cellular component: chromatin; Sin3-type complex. Gene Ontology annotation, molecular function: transcription corepressor activity. Gene Ontology annotation, biological process: negative regulation of transcription by RNA polymerase II.